Messenger RNA from Cryptosporidium muris RN66, 2268 nucleotides. RefSeq lists its product as uncharacterized. NCBI's taxonomy places the organism in Eukaryota, Apicomplexa, Conoidasida, Eucoccidiorida, Cryptosporidiidae. The transcript has a single exon. The record is from RefSeq and is a predicted model, not a curated record. The coding region runs from base 1 to 2268 and encodes 755 amino acids.
AUGACCUAUAAUAAAAGUGAUGAUACUGAAAGCAAAUUAGUUGAGCUCGGAAUCCAAGACAGCCAAGUAUCUGAUUUCAAAAACUAUUCUACUCCACUAAUUUUCGAGGCUUCUGGACUUUUUGGUCUUACUGAUGAAUCUCCCGAGUCAGAUGACUCAUGGGAAUCAAAUCCAGAUAGCUCUUAUUUUAGAAAUGAGCUUGAAAAUAUUGAAGAAUCAAUCUUAAUUGAGGAUCCAAUCUCUAUAUUGGAAGAUGUUAGCCCGAAGCUAGAAAAUGAAAUUGAAUCUCAAAUAUUCACUAGGAAAUGCGAUUUUAUACUAUGCCGUAAUUAUGCAUUUAAAUGCAUGGAAAAAUUAAAUGAUCUUCCAGCAAUUAGAGUCCAUGAACUAUGGAGAAGGACUCCUUUGUCUAUUAGAGAAACUAUUUACGCUGCAUUUUCAAUUAUUGUUAUCCACCAAGUACAGUUAUGGGUAGAUAUAGAUGACAAUUUUGGAAAGUACUUUCUUAACUGGGGUGAAAAUUAUUUAAGGCAUAUUUCUGAGUUUCUAGUUAUACCAGAUUGCAGCCUUGAUAAAACAAUAAGACUUUUCAACCUUCAUUUAUCCGAUAAAUCAUUUAGAAAUAUUGCACAUAUUGAGCCAUUAAGAGAUGCUAUAAUGAAAUAUUGUAUAGAAGAACUACAACCAAAGGUUCUCCAAAUAUAUUAUGAAUCCAUUAAAAAGAAGAAAAUAAGGAAAUCAACUAACAAUGAGGUUUUGGUUGUCGAUGACUUUCUUUUUGGUAAAAGUUAUAGCGAUGAUGAAGAUAAUUCUUGCAACACUAUUCAGCCUAAUCCAUCUACCCACCUAAAUUGUACCAAAAACUCACAUUAUUGUUCUAAAAAUACAAUACAAAGUGAUUUCCUGAACCUCUCGUUACCAAAAGACCUAUGUAACAACCAUCGUAGAAAAACAUGGCACCAAGGUAGUAUCAAAAACUUUCAAGAGGAAAAUUUGGCCCCUUCACCAAACUUGAUUUUGAUCCUUGCAUUAGUACGCCUUCACGCUAUAUAUGGAAUUUUAGAUGCAAGAAGCUUAACUAUUCUCUAUAGAAUUCAGUUAGUACUGUGUGAUAAUAAGAAUAUUCUCGAACUAUCUCCUAUUCUUCUAGAUUGCAUCCAAAUUCUAACUUAUACAAAUACAAAAAAAAAUCAGUUGCAAACUGAUAUAUAUAUGACGGAGAGAAGUUAUAAUAAAUCAUGGAGACAUUUAAAGGUUUUAGGAGCUACAAUUGUUGGUGGGGCAGUAUUAGCAACUGCAACUGCACUUGCCGCACCAGGAAUUAUUGCUGGGCUAGGUGCAUUGGGAUUAGGAUACACUAGUAUGUUUGGGAGUGCUGUAGCUGCAAGCACAGGUGCAGCUGCUCUAACUACUGUAGCUGGUGUAAGUGGUGCUAGCCUCUCAGGUUGGAAAAUGAGUAGAAGAGAAUCUCCACUCAAAAUAUUUCGCUUCCAUCAAGUAGGGAGUAAUAAAGAAAAAUAUGGUCUACUUCCAAUUAUUAUAGGGAUUAGUGGAUGGCUAAGAUCAAAAGAAGAUAUUACAAAGCCUUGGAAGAUUGCAUUUAAUGGAUUAGAUUGGAUGGAAUCUUAUGCUGUUGAGUUUGAACCUCAAAUUUUGUCACAAUUAGGGAAAUCAAUCGCAUUGACAAUGUCUCAAGAUCUUGCAAUAUUUGCUGGCAAAGCAAUCUUAUUGCAGACUAUUGUUGGUACAUUAACUGCUGCUCUUUCAUGGCCAAUUACUCUUAUGCAAUAUGCUGCCACACUUGAUAAUACGUGGGCUGUUAGCCGUCAAAAAACUGAAAAAGCUGCAUUAGUACUAGCUGAUAUUUUAGGGGAAAUCUCUUUAGUUGGUGAAAGGCCAAUUAGACUUGUUGGAUAUAGUAUGGGAGCAAGACUUAUAUUUUUAACUCUACAAAUUUUGUAUGAUAGGAAGCAUUUGCAUAAGGUUUUUGAUGUUAUUCUUAUUGGAAUGCCAACUUCCUUAGAUAAAAACAAAUGGACCAAAGCACGUGCAGUUGUAUCAAAUAGAUUAAUUAAUGUCUAUACAAGAUCUGACUGGGUUCUUGCUUUUUUUUAUAGAUAUAUGCAAUGGGGUCUUCAUGUAGCUGGCAUAGCUCCUGUGGAGAAUAUUAUAGGGGUUGAAAACUAUGAUGUUACUGGUAUUAUACAUGGUCAUGAUCAAUAUCCGGAUAGGAUUCGUGAUAUUCUAUAUCUCGUUAACUUUUUAUGA